AUUUUAUUUGUAUCGCCAUUUCAUUUAUUCAGUGAGAUGGAGAAUUCAAGAUUUCAAAGUGAGAUAGAAAUAAUAAAAUCAUAUCGCUGAAUUCAGUGCAUUUCGUAAAAAAAAUAUUUUUAAUUAAUAUCAAGUUUACUGUGAGACAAUAUUCUUUAUUUAUAAAAGUGUAAUGAGAUAAAGCUACAAUGUUCACAACUAACGCUGUACAAGCCGGUUCGGUUCCGACCCUCCAAUACCAGGAGCAUCCACAAAAAUCACAAGGAAAAAACAUCGAAAAUGUUCAACAGAAAACACAACAAACACAACAAACACAACAGGAAUUUCCAACAUUCUGUUAUACAACUAAUGUUAAUAUGAUUGGCAAAAUUGGUACCGGGGCAGCUGGUGGAGCAGGUGGAGUCACUGGUGGUGUAAACAUUGCACAACUAACUACCAGCGAUGACAAAACAUGCUACAUAGCUCAGCCAUUUUCAUACAACUAUGCCCUUGUAAAUCAAAUGCAAAUUGCACCAAAUGGUAUUCAGAACACAAUAUCAAAUAUUAGUUUUAAAUGUGAUGUCUGUGGAUUGAUGUUCGGCCACCUCACAUUACUUAAUGCUCAUAAAAGGAUACAUGCCCAAGAUGCAGAUAGCAAUAUAACAGUCGUGGCAACAGGAGUCAGCACAGCUAAUGAAGUAACAAUGCCACCUCAUAUACAAAUCCUUUCAACAGAUCCAAAUGAUCAGCAACAACAUCAUGUUCAGAUUCAAGACACUAAACCAGUAAUCAUUGACAAAGUCCAAAAGUGUAUUACAUGUGGAGGACCAAUAGCUAAUAACCCCAAAAGAAAAGGACCGAAAUUAAUUAGAUGUGAAAACUGCAUAGCUCAAGAUUCAGUUGAACAAAGAAAUAACCAAAUAAAUUCAACACAAAUAUUUGUAGCAACAGAAAAUAAUGUGAAAUUUGAAGUGGGUGGUGUCAGUGGAGUUCAAAAUGCAACUGAUCCUUUAGCAACAGCACCAAGUAAUCAACAGCAACAGCAACAACAACAACAAAAACCUUUACCUGGACAUCAUCCUGUGAAAAAAAGAAAUUUAGCAUCUGUAACAAAGUGUCAAAACUGCAAUGGUUCUGGUAUAGUUUUUGUUGGUGGAAAUAAAAACAAAAAUAACCAAGCGAAUGCAGACAAACCAUUUCAUUGUAACAUAUGUGGUGGCUCCUUCUCAAGAUACUCAUCAUUAUGGUCUCAUAAAAAGUUACAUUCUGGUGAAAAAAAUUUCAAAUGUGGCAUUUGUGGGAUUGCAUUUGCCAAGGCUGUUUAUCUUAAAAAUCAUUCAAGAAUACACACAGGAGAAAAACCAUACAGAUGUCAAACUUGUGGAAUGCAAUUCUCACAGUCUCCACAUUUAAAGAAUCACGAAAGAACACAUUCGGGAGAGAAACCAUAUGUGUGUGAGGUAUGUGACAAAGGUUUCGCGAGGCAUGCGACAUUAUGGAAUCAUCGUCGUAUACACACAGGCGAGAAACCUUACAAGUGUGACACAUGCGGCUCAGCGUUUAGUCAGGCGGCUCAUCUUAAAAACCAUGCAAAAGUGCAUUCCGGAGAGAAACCCUUCAAGUGUGAUAUUUGUACUGCUGCAUUUGCAGAUCGCUUUGCGUUGAAGCGACAUAGAGGGAUACACGAUAAAUAUGGUCAAACUGCCCCAUUACCUUCAAGAAUACAACAAAAUCAACAAGAGCAACAAGGGUCUCAACAGCAACAAUCUACUGAACAACAAGGAACACAGACCACUGUUGAAGUUGAACUUCGUAAUGAUCAAACUCUAUGAGUUUAGUCACUAAUUUAAGUUCUAUAUUUAUUCCCCACCCACAAUGUAAGAUUUAUAUUACCUGAAUAUAAAAGCACAUAUUUAUGUUUCUGUACAUAAUUUAACUCAUAGAAUCAAUUCUAAUUUAACAGGAGUCAGUUAUAAUGUAUAUUUAAAGACUUUACAAGGAAGUAAUCAUGAAAUAUUGUAAAGUGAAUUUAUUACUAUGUAGUCUAUAUUUAGCAGAUCCUUUGAAAUUGUAGGAAUAAAUCGGUUGCAUAUGCAACAAAACACUGCCAAUACAUUUAAGUGUGAGAUACAACCAAUUGACAGAUUUAUUUUUGUAUUUUUAGUGUCAUAUGUACAUUAUGUGCACCUGUAUAGAUGGGCUUUUUGAAGGGCUGCUUAUUUGAGCCCAUGUAAUAUAUUAAUAAUAGGAAUAUCAUUGGCUGUGGAAUUAAGAAAAUGUGUUUUAUAUCAUCAUCUUUUGAUAUGAAAUUGAAAACACGGUACUGUUGUAACAUUUCUCACACAUGUAAAUAUUAGUAUGUAUGAUAGAUUAGUAUAGAUUAAAGAUGACGAUUUAAUUAAAUUAGAUGGAUUCAAGGAAAUUUUUAGUAAAUGGGAUGAACUUGUUAACUUAAUUAUUAUUAAUAAAAAUGUAUAGUUUUUUUACAAUUCUUGUAAUUAGUUAAUUUUGGUCAGAGGUAAUACAACAAAUCGUCCCAUGUCAAACCAUCAGAAUGAUGCUUCUCUGUAUUAAGACUACAUUUUUUAAAGUAAUAAUGACCGAAAUACAUAGUAAGAAGAAAUAGAAACCA
Messenger RNA from Vanessa atalanta (red admiral), 2611 nucleotides. RefSeq names its product zinc finger protein ZFP2-like. The coding region runs from base 189 to 1811 and encodes 540 amino acids. The transcript is spliced from 11 exons. Gene Ontology annotation, molecular function: DNA-binding transcription factor activity; RNA polymerase II cis-regulatory region sequence-specific DNA binding. Gene Ontology annotation, biological process: regulation of transcription by RNA polymerase II. Lineage: Eukaryota; Metazoa; Arthropoda; Insecta; Lepidoptera; Nymphalidae. The record is from RefSeq and is a predicted model, not a curated record.